CCAACAGAAACACGUACACACACACACACAAGAAACCAUGAAGCUGACUGUGCUGCUCUUUUCUACUCUGCUGCUCUCUGUCUCUGUCCUUUUCCAGGGGUAUGAGACUGUGAGCCCAGACCGUGGGACGGUGCCGUCUGACGCACCAAAACCAGACCCUCUGGCUGAAACCAAAGAGCCUGGCUGUGCGAAGUAUGAAGACGGAACCUGCACCAGGGAGUAUGAUCCAGUAUGUGGCAGUGAUGGAAAGGUCUACAGCACCGAGUGUGUUCUCUGCCAGCUGAACAGCCUCCAAAAGACGAAUGUGAAAAUUGCGAGCAAAGGGGAGUGCCCUCCUUAACGGACUGUGGUGCCCAUGGACACACACACACACAAACACACACCUGUGUCUGGCUGUGUAAUAGACAUAUUAUAUCCUGUCCCUGUAUGUGGCCUUCUCAAUAAAGUUGCGUACUGCAACAUGU
Messenger RNA from Perca flavescens (yellow perch), 464 nucleotides. Its product is annotated as trypsin inhibitor ClTI-1-like. The transcript is spliced from 4 exons. Bases 38 to 340 code for a protein of 100 amino acids. Gene Ontology annotation, molecular function: protein binding; serine-type endopeptidase inhibitor activity. Lineage: Eukaryota; Metazoa; Chordata; Actinopteri; Perciformes; Percidae. The record is from RefSeq and is a predicted model, not a curated record.